Molecule: messenger RNA, 1854 nt
Organism: Auxenochlorella protothecoides
Lineage: Eukaryota; Viridiplantae; Chlorophyta; Trebouxiophyceae; Chlorellales; Chlorellaceae
Product: Formate-tetrahydrofolate ligase
Exons: 10
Coding region: 1-1854 (617 amino acids)
Molecular function (GO): ATP binding; formate-tetrahydrofolate ligase activity
Source: RefSeq, a predicted model, not a curated record
AUGGCCAAGCGGCUCAGUGUCCGGGACCCGGUCCCCAGCGACAUUGACAUCGCACAGUCCCUGGAUCCCCUGCCAAUCACGGAGAUUGCACAGUCGCUGGGCCUGGAUGACGACGACUUCAUCACCUACGGCCCCACCAAGGCCAAGGUCAAGCUCGAGGUGCUGGAGAAGCACCGUGACACCCCCAAUGGCAACUAUGUCAUCGUGGCGGGGAUCACCCCAACCCCCUUGGGGGAGGGCAAGUCCACAACCACCGUGGGCCUGUGCCAGGCGCUGGGCGCAUAUCUAGGAAAGCGCGCCGUCACCUGCGAGUUCAACCUGCACCUGACCGGGGACAUCCACGCCAUCACCGCCGCGACCAACCUGAUGGCAGCGGCCAUCGAGGCCCGCGCCUUCCACGAGGCCACGCAGUCUGACGCCGCGCUGUUCGGCCGGCUAUGCCCCGCCGGCCGCGACGGUGCGCGCCGCUUCGCGCCCAUCAUGCGCCGCCGCCUGGCCAAGCUGGGGCUGGAGGGCGCGGCCGACCCCGACGCGUUGUCCGAGGAGGAUCGGCGCCGCUUCGCGCGCCUGGACAUCGACCCCGCCACCAUCACCUGGCGCCGCGUGCUGGACACCAACGACCGCUUCCUGCGUGGCGUGACCCUGGGCCGGGGGCCCAAGGAGGCUGGGCACGAGCGCGAGUCCGGCUUUGACAUCGCCGUGGCCUCGGAGAUCAUGGCGGUGCUGGCCCUGGCGGGGUCCCUGCCGGACUUCAGGGAGAGGCUGGGGGCCAUGGUGUUUGCCUCCAGCAAGGCCGGCGAGCCCCUGACGGCGGACGACCUGGGCGUGAGCGGCGCUCUGGCCGUGCUCCUCAAGGACGCCAUCCUGCCCACCCUGAUGCAGGCGAGAUUCCUCUGUUUUUAUCAGGAGGGUGAGGGGUGGAAAGAAGGGCGGGGCCGCACACCGGACUGCUCGCUGGAGGAGUCCAUUGCGCAACUUGUCGGGCGAGGCUCGACUACCCUGGAGGCGACCCCCGUCCUGGUGCAUGCGGGGCCCUUUGCCAACAUUGCGCACGGCAACAGCUCGGUGAUCGCCGACCGGCUGGCACUGAAGCUGGUGGGGCCGGAGGGGUACGUCGUCACGGAGGCCGGGUUCGGCGCCGACAUCGGGCUGGAGAAGUUCAUGAACAUCAAGUGCCGCGCCAGCGGGCUCACCCCCUCCGCCGUGGUCCUGGUCGCCACGGACGUGGCGCUGACGCGCGCGGGGUGCGCCAACCUGGCGCGCCACGUGGCCAAUGCCGCCGCCUACGGCCUGCCCGUGCUGGUGGCCAUAAACCGGUUUGCCACCGACACCGACGCCGAGCUGGAGGCGGUGCGGGAGGAGGCGCUGGCCGCCGGCGCGCGUGCGGCGGUGGUCUGCCGCCACCACGCGCUGGGAGGGGAGGGCGCGGUGGACCUCGCCCAGGCCGUGGUGGAGGCCUGCGCCGCGCCGCGGCCGGAGUUCAGGUUCCUCUACCCACCAGAGAUGCCCAUCGAGGAGAAAAUCCGUACCAUUGCGGUGAAGACCUAUGGCGCGGCGUCGGUCAGCUUCACGCCAGAGGCGCUGGCCUCCAUCGCUCGCUUCACCGAGCAAGGAUUCGGCAACCUGCCCGUCUGCAUGGCCAAGACGCAGUACUCCUUCAGCAACGACCCUGCCGCCAAGGGGGCACCUACCGGAUUUGACCUGCGGGUGCGGGAGGUGAGGGCCAGCGCGGGCGCCGGCUUCAUCGUCCCGGUCUGCGGGGACAUGAUGAUGAUGCCGGGCCUGCCCACCCGCCCCGCCUUCUUUGAGAUCGACCUGGACACGGCCACUGGGCGCGUGCUGGGGCUGUCCUGA